This is a messenger RNA of Microtus oregoni (creeping vole), 4174 nucleotides long. RefSeq names its product DAZ interacting zinc finger protein 1 like (gene Dzip1l). Gene Ontology annotation, cellular component: ciliary basal body; cytoplasm. The transcript has 17 exons. Bases 497 to 2818 code for a protein of 773 amino acids. The record is from RefSeq and is a predicted model, not a curated record. Gene Ontology annotation, biological process: cilium assembly. NCBI's taxonomy places the organism in Eukaryota, Metazoa, Chordata, Mammalia, Rodentia, Cricetidae.
UGGAAGUGAAGAGAUGGCGACAAAGGAGUCUGUCCUGCCGCCCACCAAGACCUGCGAACUUGGGAUGCUGGAUUUUGUUAACGGAGUCAAAGAGGCAGCCCCUCCUUCCCCCUUUCCCUACAGCUCUAAAAAUAGCUGUUCCCGGGCGCUGGGGAGAGGCUCCGCCUCUGCUGUGGGUGGGGGUGAGAGGCACCGGAGACCCUGGGCUCUGAGCUACUACUGCGGUAGAGAGGCGUGCAGGAUCCCUGCACUCGACUAGCUGCGUCCGCGUGACUGGCAGCAUCCUCGGACUGCACUGCUGGAGAUGAGGAAGCAGGCUUUGGAGCUGAAGUACAUUGAGGAUUUAAGGACUCCAGCACUGACCCUGUCAUGAUUGGCUGUGAGCGCUUGCAGCCCUUCCGUUCUGCUGGAGAAAGCCCAGGUCCUCUUUCAGCUCCUUGGCCAGUGGCCUUGGUGGCCCUCUACCCCCGUGGUCAGCCCAGAGCCUCUCCUGCCCAUGCAGUACCCAGCAGCGGCUGUUGAGGGCCUUAGUGGCCCACUAUCUGGGGUCUACACACUCCCCACCUUCAAGUUCCAGCCUCGCCGUGAGAGCAUAGACUGGAGGCGCAUCAGCGCUGUGGACGUGGACCGUGUGGCCCGGGAGCUGGACGUGGCCACUCUGCAGGAGAACAUUGCUGGUGUCACCUUCUGUAACUUGGACCGAGAGGUGUGUAACCACUGUAGGCAGCCUGUGGACCCGGUGCUGCUCAAGGUGCUGCGCCUGGCACAGCUUAUCAUCGAGUACCUGCUGCACUGCCAGGACUGCCUAAGUGCCAGUGUGGCGCAGCUCGAAGCGCGGCUGCAGGCCAGCCUGGGCCAGCAGCAGCGCGGCCAGCAGGAGCUGGGGCGCCAGGCUGAUGAGCUCAGGGGUGUUCGGGAGGAGAGCCGGCGCCGGCGAAAGAUGAUCAGCACCCUGCAGCAGCUGCUUCUGCAGACGGGCGCCCACAGCUACCACACGUGCCAUUUGUGUGACAAGACAUUCAUGAAUGCCACCUUUCUCCGGGGCCACAUCCAGCGCAGGCAUGCAGGUGCGGCAGAAGUCGGAAAGCAGAAACAGGAGCAGCCACUGGUGGAGGUGCUGGAAGACCUUCGGGCCAAGCUCCAGUGGACCCAAGGGGAGCUGGAAGCCCAGAGAGAAGCUGAGCGGCAGCGGCAGGUCCAGGAAAUAGAGAUGGCUCGUCAGAGGGAAAUAGAAGCUAGAAAAAAGUUUGAUGAGUGGAAAGAAAAGGAGCGGAGCAAGCUUUAUGGGGAAAUAGACAAGUUGAAACAAUUAUUCUGGGAUGAAUUUAAAACGGUUGCCAACCAGAACUCCACACUAGAAGAGAAGCUGAAGGUGCUGCAGACCUACAGUAUGACUGAGUCCCACCUCGGGACUCUACGGGAUGAGGAGUCCGAGGAGCGACUCAAGCAGGCCCAGGAGCUCCAGGCCCUCCGAGAGAAGAUGGAAGUCCAGAAAGCAGAAUGGAAGAGAAAAAUGAAGGCACUGCACGAAGAGCGGGCGGCUGAGAGGAGAGAGAUGCGGGAGGAGAACGAGAGGCUCCAUGCCACCCUGUCUCAGGAUCAGAAGAAGGCAGCUGCCCAGUCGCAACGCCAUAUCAACGCCCUCCGUGCACAGCUUCAAGAACAGGCCAAGCUUAUUGCAUCCCAGGAGGAGACGAUCCAGACGUUGUCCCUCAGGAAGGCGGAGGAAGUCCAAGAGGUGCCAAAGGCUGUGGACACAGAGGAGGAGUCUUCUGAGGAAGAGCUGCAGAGCUCCCAUGAUGAGCAACGGAAGGUGUUAGCAGCUCUGAGGCAAAACCCCACUUGGCUGAAGCAGUUCCGGCCCAUCCUGGAAGACACCCUGGAAGAGAAGCUGGAAGGCAUGGGGAUAAAGAGGGACACAAAGGGAAUUUCAGCUCAGACUCUCCGACAGCUGGAGUCCCUGCUGAGAACCCAACGGGAGCAGACAGCUCGAAGCUUUCGUGAAUUUCGGAGUCUGAGGGAGAAACUCAAUAAGGAAGUGACCAGCAGGGUGAAGCAGAGGUGGGAGAGUACAGCUGGGGUGUCCCAGCCAGAAGGCCAGCCUCCAGUCAAAAGUCAGCGGACCACACUGGCCACAAGGGAGGCCAGGCCAAAGACCAGGACCCUGAGUGUGGUACUGCCAUCCAAGCCAGCAGAGCCUUCUACACCAGCUCGUCCGAGCCAUAGCAGCCAUGGCCCUGGCCUCCCCCAGGUGUCCACCCCCAUUCCACGCCCCAGAGUGCAUGGACCCUCCAGUACCCCUGUUUCCCCUGGGCCCGGGCUGAGCAGUACCCCUCCUUUUAGUUCUGAAGAGGAGCCGGAAGAAGACGUUGUACAGCGUGUGUCUCUUCAGCCCCCCAAAGUUCUUUCCAGGUCUGCACCCCAGCCGGAGGGCAAUUGGAGCUGGUCUGACUCUGAGACCUCAGAGGAGAGUGCCCAGCCCUCUGGCAAGGGCUCUGGUGGGCUGGCUUCCUCAGGAACUCUGGUGCAGUCGAUGGUCAAAAACCUUGAGAAGCAGCUUGAAACGCCAGUGAAGAAGCCCUCCGGAGGGGUCAGCAUGUUCUUAAGGCCCAACGCUGCUCUUCAGAGGUCUUCCACGCCAGCAAGGAAGUCUCAGCUUUCUGAGGAUGAGAGUGACUUGGAGAUCUCUUCCUUGGAAGAUCUCUCCCAGGACCUGGACCAGAGAGGAAAGCCAAAGCCGUUGUCCCAGCCAAAGCUCCCAGAGAAGUUGGAUGCCAGCCCUUGGAGCUCUGGCCGACCUCGGGUUCCUGGCUGGUGAUUCUGCGUAUGGUUGCCAGAGGGCUUAGCCUCGGUACCUGGCUCGGCUCAACCUAACAGAAGAGACGGUUAGGCCUCUUGCUCCCACCAGCAGCCAAGAAGUCUUUCCCGUGAGGAGAAGCAGAGCAGGAGAUAGACGGGACCUCUAUGUCUUCUCUGUGUAUGGACUGCUACCUCAGAGGGCCCUGGUCCUGCCGCUAUCACAAGGGACUGGGUCCUGGAGUGGUGUCGUGUGCAAAUGGAAGAAGGAUUGUAACAGGACCUCCAAGUGUUUCUUCCGGGGUGCCCAUGUCCAGUGCAGUCUUACAGGAGGUGCUGUUUGUAGUCUGCAGGUCACUGUGGGGAUGGGUCCUGCGUAGUCACUAGUUCCCUACUCUGUGCUGCGCUACUGAGUUGGGGUGCAGACAGAGGUAGGAGGUGCGAAGUGUCUGCUGCCAGGGCCAAGUACAGUAAUCUAGGGCUAGACAUUACAGUCUUAGGUGGGCAUGGGAAAGGCCUGUCCUAAUUCUAUUCCUGUUGCCAGGAUAAAGCACUGACCAAAAGCAACUUACAGGAGGAAAGACUUGGUUGGGUUUAUAGUUCCAGGUCACAGCUUAUCACAGAGAGGCAAAGGCUGGAACCUGAAGGUAGAGCUGCUUGCUGUUCCCCGCAGCAUUACCUCUGACCAAGGAAGUCACUUCACAGCCAAAGAAGCAUAGCAGGAACCGUGGAGGGUGCUGCCUGCUAACUGGCUCACAGCUGUACAUACUCAGCUCAUUCAUACGGUUCAGGACCGCUUGCCUACGGAAGGUACCGCUCACUGUAGGCUGGGUUCUACACCCAUGAACAACCAGGACAGUCCCUCACACACGCUGCCCUCAAGCAGUCCCUCCACUGAGGCUCUCCUUUUGGACAGUUCUCUGUUGUGACAAAUUGAUGUUUAGACCUAAUCUGGACACCUUCCAGCCCAGACCAGGAUGACCCUGGAGAAAUUCCCUGAGUUGUGACACCGGGUGGAGCUUGUUCACGGGCAAGAAGAGAGAGCAGUUUGGAUGGAGCCUCUUGUCCCCAUAGAACCACAAAUUUAAUUUUUGAGAUCAUUUCUGAUAUGAGUUUUUAUAUAUAGCUUUUUUAUAUGACUAAAUUUUUUUUGGAGGAGGAAGUUGAGGUUUUUUUUUUUUUUUUUUGACAGGGUUUCCCUGUGUAGCUCUGGCUGUCCUGGAACUCUCUAUAGAGCAGGCUGGCCUUGAACUCAGCUUGCUUCUGCCUCCCAAGUGCUGAGAUGAAAGGUGUAUAUGGUGUCACAUGACUUAGAGUGUAUUUUUUUUAGUAUGAAGACAUUUAUUUAUUAUAGUGAACAUUUAAAUAUAGAAUGAUA